CUCUUCGCAUCGUGUCACUCGGAUAUCCAGCCCCCCCUCCUUAUAAUUUCCAUCGUGGUAUGAUCCGAGGAUGUUUUCUCUUUUUUUUACAUUUGGGUACUGUAUAAUAAGGUCUGUGUCCAAAGAAAGAAAUUUUCACAUCGAUAUAUAGCCUACUGUUUAUCCUUAAAAUGAAUAAUAAUUGACUUGUAUCAAUAUGACAAGUAUGACCCCUGCAAGGAAAGGUGAUUUGACACCUGAAGAGAGAGUAAUGCUACAGGUGGCUGCUACAGGUGAUGUGCAAGAGGCCACCCAGCUUCUCAGCAAUCCAAAUGUGCGUGUUAACUGUCUGGAUGAGUAUGGCAUGACCCCUCUCAUGCAUGCGGCCUAUAAGGGUAAAGCAGACAUGUGCAGACUGCUGCUGCAGCACGGAGCUGAUGUCAACUGUAAUGAGCAUGAGUAUGGUUAUACUGCCCUCAUGUUCGCUGGCCUCUCAGGUAAUGCUGAAAUUACAGAGAUGAUAUUAGAUGCUGGAGCAGAGACGGAUCUGGUCAACUCAGUGGGACGGACUGCUGCUCAGAUGGCCGCCUUUGUGGGUCAGCAUGACUGUGUGACAGUGAUCAACAAUUUUUUUUCUCGUGCGAGGUUGGAAUACUACACCAGACCCCAGGGCUCAGAGAGAGAACCUAAACUACCCCCCAAACUAGCAGGACCCCUACACAAAAUCAUCAUGACUACUAACCUCAAUCCUGUCAAGAUGGUGAUGCUGGUGAAGGAGAACCCCUUAUUGGUGGACGUGGUGGCCCUGGAGAAGUGCUACCGUGUGAUGGAUCUGCUCUGCGAGCAGUGCGUGAAACAGGAGGACAUGAAUGAGAUUCUGGCCAUGAAAAUGCACUACAUCAGCUGCGUACUGCAGAAGUGUCUGGCCUUCCUGCAAGAAUGUGACGACAAACUGGAUGCCCUUUUGAAGAGACUUUUGAAAGGAAGAGAUGGUGAUGGCUUUCCUCAGUACCAGGAGAAAUUCAUCCGUGAUUGUAUCCGGAAGUUUCCCUAUUGUGAGGCAACCCUUCUGCAGCAGCUGGUCCGAAGCAUAGCACCUGUGGAAAUUGGGAACGACCCCACAGCCUUCUCGGUUCUGACCCAGGCAUUGACGGGCCAGAUGGUGCUUAUGGACACUGAGUACUGUGCUACUUGUGGGGAGAGGGGUGCCAACAAGAAGUGCUCCUUCUGUAAAAUGGUGGUCUACUGUGGGCAGACGUGUCAGAGGCUGCACUGGUUCACCCAUAAGAGGCAGUGCAAAUCCCCUGUGCAACAAAGAGAUGCUCAGUUCAACAGCCAACCAAAACUGAGAGAACUCUCUAGCAAUGCUGAUGACAGUGAUGCAGAGAAGGCUGCCAGCUCCAUGCUGGCUCUUUGUCUGGGGUUUUCAGAGUGUGUACUUCAGCACAGUCCUUCUGAUGAACACCAUGAAACCUCUGAAGAUGAUCCUCGUGCUGGACAGGACUAAAGAACAGAACGAUGUUGGCUGUCGUUUCUUUGACCAGGUUAACUCCCUUGAGCAUCGAGUUCAGGCUCUGCAUGCUGUGCUGUGAUUGGAGCUCUGCAUUCUAUAGGACACUUAAACCAUGAUACAGAAGUGUUGGACUGUAUACUCAUUCUGAGCUGUGUAAGUACCACACAGACGACUGCACAUGUAGAGCGCGUGAAAACUACUGGCAAAAGGACGUCCUAUUUGGACAUCUGUUCUCAAGACACAAAUAGAAAAGCUUUGAGGAUUUUCUUUACCACAUGAAGUGCUAUGUAACAUUUGGCCCUCUAGUGGUUAAAUACAAAACUGCAUGCAUUUUGUGGAAGAACAUUGUUUAGGUUGUGCUUUGGCUCUGCGUGACUUUGCAGAUGAAUAUGUCCCUUCACAAUUGAUUACAUGACAAUUUAUCUGUUCAAUAAAAUAUCUUACUCACCUGUUGAGUAAUAAAAACACCAUCUCUGCAUCACUUUUACAGCAUUUUAAAUCCCUCAGUUCUCGCUAUCUCUGAAAAGCCAAGUAAAUGAGCUUUUUUUUCUCUUCUGUGUUGCUUUUUUUAACAACUGAUUCCCCCGAGUUUUUCCUCAGAGUUGACAUGUUCCAUGUCAACCUUUCACACGCAUUGUGACAACUAUCCU
This is a messenger RNA of Megalobrama amblycephala (Wuchang bream), 2142 nucleotides long. RefSeq names its product ankyrin repeat and MYND domain-containing protein 2-like. The transcript is spliced from 10 exons. Gene Ontology annotation, molecular function: protein binding. NCBI's taxonomy places the organism in Eukaryota, Metazoa, Chordata, Actinopteri, Cypriniformes, Xenocyprididae. The record is from RefSeq and is a predicted model, not a curated record. Bases 197 to 1486 code for a protein of 429 amino acids. Gene Ontology annotation, biological process: regulation of smoothened signaling pathway.